UUUUAUGUAAGACAGUUCUUUGUACUAAUUGAACACAACAUCCAUUAGUCAUUAAUUCAUCUAAUUUAUUAUUUGUUCAAAUACGUUUUUGGAACUAGACGCGCUUACUCAACAUGUUCAGUUUCUUGCUAGUUGUUCUGUACGCAAGAGGAUUUGUAGCUGAAAAUGGGCCAUUUGUCCUGACUUCUUUAGGUCCAAUAAGAGGAUUCUAUAAGUCAUCAUUUCAUGGUCGUAAAUUUUCGGCAUUUGAGGGAAUUCCAUAUGCAAAACCCCCGGUCGGCGAUUUACGAUUUGAGCCGCCUCAAAAUGCGUCGCCUUGGAAUGGUGUAUUAAACGCUAAUAAACAGUACAUCUGCAUGCAAUUGGAAAACGCAAUGAUUACCGAUGAUGCUACCAUAGGUAGGGGUCUACAUUUUUUUGAUUUUUUCUAUUAUCUGGUUACAGGCACCGAGGAUUGUCUGUACUUAAAUGUUUACGUACCUAAAACACAAAUUUCGACCGAUGACAAUUAUGAUGUAAUAGUUAAUAUUCAUGGAGGAGCGUUUAUGUUUGGAUCCAGUACAUCAUACGCAGGUCCCUGUCCGUUAAUGGACCGCGAAAUAAUUUAUGUGAACAUAAAUUAUCGCGUAGGUAUUCUAGGGUUUUUAAGCACAGAAGAUAAUGUCGUACCUGGAAACAAUGGAUUGAAGGACCAGCAACAAGCCCUUAAAUGGGUACAAACGCAUAUAAAGCAAUUUGGUGGUAAUCCAAAAUCAGUAACUCUCAUGGGGGCGUCAGCUGGUGGAGCUGCGGUCCAUUUGCAUUAUUUCUCCCCGAAAUCUAAAGGUUUGUUCCAUAGAGGUAUAUCUCAAAGUGGAACUGCCCUAAUGUCGUGGGCCAUUCAGGACGGUGCCGCGCAGAAAGCAAGAAAGCUGGCAACGAUUUUGAACUGCGAAGAUUCGAAUACACAAACUUUCAUUAAGUGCCUGAAAGGCGUACCUGCAGAUAAACUCGUGAAACAAACGAAAUUGUUUUACCAGGUUGCGCGAUUGCCAGUUUCGCCCUUUGCGCCCGUUGUAGAAGUAGAGUCGGAGUCAUCUUUUCUAACAAAACAUCCGUACAAGCAGCUGGAAGACAGUGAGGUGAACGAUAUCCCUUGGUUGACAUGGGUUACAAAGGACGAAGGAAAUUUAGUAUCUAUUAUUCUGAACAAAAAUCUAAAUGAAGUGGAAACACACUGGGCAGCAUGGGCUGAACAUUUAUUUGAUUAUGAAUACGUUUGCUUGGAAACGAAAAAGCAUGACGUGUCUGAACGGAUUAAAUCGUUUUAUUUUCAAAAUGAACAAAUGCCUAAACGUUACACCAGUUUAUUGCUUAAGAGCUUUGGCGAUAGAUUAAUUAAUGUCGGCUUUGAAACUGCAGUUCAAAUGCAGGUGAAAGUUACAAAUUCAUCCGUAUAUGCAGCCAUUUACGGUUACAAUGCGGGUGUUACUCUCAGUACAAUUUUUGGAGUGGGCUUGGAAGGGACCACGCAUGGUGACGACACAUUGCUUUUACAUGGCAUAGACGCAAUUCAAUCAAUGUUUCCACACAUACAAUUUUCCAAAAACGACGUUUUAAUGAAGGAUACGUUACUUGACCUUCUUACAUCAUUUGUAAUCAACGGCAAACCACACUGCAGGGGAGUGGAGUGGAAGCCGUUAACCUCUAAGAGUUACCAAUAUUUACUCAUUAACAAUAGCGAUAAUAUUAGUAUGUCGGAAAUACCCGAAUUAAGCCCAAAGGGAUUUUGGGAGGCUUUGAAUUUACGGGAAAAUAAACUAUUUUCGGAAAAACUACCAACUUUGUAGUGGACAUUGUGCUUACAGUUGAAUAAGUUCUUUUCUUAGUCACAGACAAGUUAUUCGUCAAUAAAUGUAUUGAUAUAAAUAGCAGUAGCAGUACAAUUUAAGACUGAUUCAGUUUU
Photinus pyralis (common eastern firefly) is the source of this 1945-nucleotide messenger RNA. Its product is annotated as venom carboxylesterase-6-like. NCBI's taxonomy places the organism in Eukaryota, Metazoa, Arthropoda, Insecta, Coleoptera, Lampyridae. The record is from RefSeq and is a predicted model, not a curated record. The transcript has 8 exons. The coding region runs from base 114 to 1829 and encodes 571 amino acids.